AAAGGGAAGAAUGGUUUGACAUUGUUUGUGAAAGGCGAAGACUUGAACGCUUCUAUACAAAGAUUAAGCAACCGUUUUCCAAUAUUUUCAGUCCAUACACCGUUGCUGUGUGUACCUUAGUGAAAGUAAAAGAUUUGAAAGUGAAGAAAUCUUAAGAGUUAAGUGAUCUCUUUGUGGCAGUUUGAAUACUUGACUAGUGGAUUACUUGGCACGUAGAUGGAUAAUAUAAUCAGAUCGUUCACUUCUGGUUUCUCUAAUGUAAUAAGUAAUCUUUUCACCUCUCCACUCGAUUUUCUUGCUGGAAAGUCUUGCAGUUCAGUUUGUGGGCCAAUAUGGGAUUUUAUUUGUUACAUCGAAAAUUUCUGCAUUUCAAACCUUUUGAAGAUGGCCAUGGUGCUGGCUCUGUUCUACAUGGUGCUCUUAUUCUUGUAUCUGCUGUACAAACUGGGUAUCUGCGAGUGUGUUGUUCGUAGCCUCUGCAAAACGUUAUGGGCAUGCUUGGUUUCUUGGCUCUCCUUGUGGGAACACUGUUGCUUUUUCUUGUGUGAUACUUCUACAGUGCUCAGAAGGAUAAGCCACCGCCACCGCCGCAAAAGAGACUUCAGCAGUGAUGAGUUAGAUACAAGCGAAGACGAUUGUGGGUAUGAACUCAGCAGAACCACGGAGAUGAGGAGGUCACUGUCUAGAGAAAUGAGGGAGCACAGGAGAGUCCAUCGCCUGAGGAAAUCUUUGAGGCCGAGAAGUCAUCGGAUUCGAGUUGGGUUUAGAAAAGAAUCCGAGUUUGGUAGAUAUGGCAGAAAUUAUCAACUUCAUAAUAAGCAUAGAAAUCAUAUUAGUACAGUUCAUAAUAUUAGGGUGAUUCGCUCGUCAAUGUUUGCUAGGAAAGGCAUGAAUCUUAGGCCAAAGGUUUAUUCAAGAUUCAAUUCGAUCAAUGUGCAACAACCAAGAGAGGAAGACGUACUGAUUUGGAAUGCAUUUGAAAAUUAAGAGAGUUUGUCUCACGGCAAUGGCUUUAUACAAGAUUGGAACAUUGGAAUAAGCUGGAAAAAAAAA
Messenger RNA from Manihot esculenta (cassava), 1053 nucleotides. Its product is annotated as protein HAPLESS 2. The transcript has 5 exons. The coding region runs from base 217 to 987 and encodes 256 amino acids. The record is from RefSeq and is a predicted model, not a curated record. NCBI's taxonomy places the organism in Eukaryota, Viridiplantae, Streptophyta, Magnoliopsida, Malpighiales, Euphorbiaceae.